Sphenostylis stenocarpa is the source of this 1641-nucleotide messenger RNA. Lineage: Eukaryota; Viridiplantae; Streptophyta; Magnoliopsida; Fabales; Fabaceae. The record is from the annotation of a GenBank genome assembly.
AUGGCACUCCCACACUCCAUCUCCGCGUUAGCAACCACACUCACGCUUUCCUCCCCAAUAAGCAAACCCAACAACAAAGUGAAUUCCUUUCCCUUAUUCUCUAAUCAGGGUACGCAAUUUUUCACUAAACAAACGCGACCCAGAAGCGGAAGAGGCCUUUUGAUUACCCCUGCACCCGUUGCUGCGCCACCUUCAACGGUUGAAACCGAUCAAUCGUUCCCUGAAACCGAAAAAGGGGAGACUGAGGAAGAGUUUAACGAGGAGAGCUCUUCCUCUAAGUUCUCUUGGAGGGAUCACUGGUACCCUGUUUCUUUAAUCGAGGAUCUGAACCCUCUCUUGCCCACUCCGUUUCAGCUUCUGGGUCGUGAAAUCGUGCUCUGGUACGACAAGUCCAUUUCUCAAUGGGUUGCUUUUGAUGACAAAUGCCCCCAUCGUCUUGCCCCUUUAUCUGAAGGAAGGAUUGAUGAAGAUGGGAAGUUGCAGUGUUCUUAUCAUGGAUGGUCUUUUGAUGGUUGUGGAUCAUGUGUUAAGAUUCCUCAGGCUGCAUCUGAAGGCCCAGAAGCACGUGCUGUUCGAUCUCCUAAAGCAUGUGCCACUAGGUUCCCGACUCUGGUGUCUCAGGGAUUGCUCUUUGUUUGGCCUGAUGAGAAUGGUUGGGAGAGAGCAAAUGCCUCCAAGCCUCCAAUGUUGCCCGAUGACUAUGUAAAACCGGAGUUUGCCACGGUCAACAUUCAGCGUGAUCUGUUCUAUGGUUAUGAUACACUCAUGGAGAAUGUCUCUGAUCCUUCUCACAUUGAUUUUGCUCAUCACAAGGUCACAGGAAGGAGAGACAGAGCCAAGCCUCUGCCAUUCAAGAUGGAUUCUCGUGGUUCAUGGGGCUUUUCUGGAGCUAAUGAAGGGAACCCUAGGAUCAGUGCCAAAUUUGUUGCACCAUGUUAUUAUAUGAACAAGAUUGAGAUUGAUACCAAACUCCCUGUAGUUGGUGACCAGAAAUGGGUUGUAUGGAUAUGUUCCUUCAAUGUCCCAAUGGCACCUGGUAAGACUCGCUCCAUUGUUUGCAGUGCUAGAAACUUCUUCCAGUUCUCAGUGCCAGGGCCUGCCUGGUGGCAAGUCGUUCCUAGAUGGUAUGAGCAUUGGACUUCGAACAAGGUAUAUGAUGGAGACAUGAUAGUCCUUCAAGGCCAAGAGAAAAUCUUCCUUUCACAAACCAAGGAAGGAGGUGACAUUAACAAACAGUACACCAACAUCACCUUCACACCAACACAGGCAGAUCGCUUUGUCUUGGCAUUUCGAAACUGGCUGAGGCGACAUGGCAAUGGCCAACCAGAAUGGUUUGGCAACAGCAGCGACCAGCCAUUGCCAUCAACUAUUUUAUCCAAACGUCAGAUGUUGGAUAGAUUUGAACAGCAUACUCUCAAGUGUUCAUCAUGUAAAGGAGCUUAUGAGGGAUUCCAAAGAUGGCAAAAAGUCUUGAUUGGUGCAACAGUUGUGUUUUGUGCAACAUCAGGGAUUCCAGCAGAUACCCAGUUGCGUGUACUUUUGGCUGGACUUGCAAUUGUAAGCGCAGCCUUAGCUUUUGCCCUAAACCAACUCCAAAAGAAUUUUGAAUUUGUCGAUUACGUGCAUGCAGAAAUCGAAUAA